AUGGAAUAUUCCACCCAGCCCGAGGCCGCAUCCCAGCGAGCCCUUGGACUUGGCGAUAUCCUCCGCAUGAUAUUUUCCCGAAAUACUCGCAGCGACGAGGAAGCGAUGGCAUAUCAUUCCGACUUGCUGAGAUGGGCACUCGUGAAUAGCCGUUGGUAUAGAGAGGCCAUUCCCCUGCUCUGGGCUCGCCCACGCUUUCCCCUCCAUGUAAUAAUGGCAAAAGUCCCAUCCGAACGUCGUCAAUACUACGCCAAUCAUGUGGCUUGGGCACUGGUCGUCUACCACACUCAGUAUCAGAAGGAUGCCUAUGCGGAGAAUGGUCUGCUCUAUGGGCUUGUGUUUCCUAAAUUGACCAGAAUCUUUGCGAGCCUCUACGCCCCGAAUAGCUACACUGCUCGUAAGCGCUUUUCCUUCUCUGUGAUUUAUUUCGAGAGGCGUGUGGGUGAACUUGAGGGAGUGCCUAGUUUGGAUGAAAUCUUUUGGCCUAUUACUAAUCUCAUGCCCGGCCUUAGGGAGAUGGCUUUCAAAUAUGAGAUGGUUCUCAUAGAGGAUACAGCAUUCUCUUACCUUAAAGGACAGGCUCGGAUUGCUCGGAACGAUCAACCGACAGCACCUGAAAACAUCCAUUGGUUUUAUCGAGAUGACUCCGGUGAGCCACAUAAUUGGGAACAGGGUAGAAGCAAUGGGGCUUGGAUGGCGAGGAGACUGAGGAUGUUCGCCAGCGAUACAUUUGAUAUGAUGAGUAACCAGCAGCAAGUAUGA
Penicillium concentricum is the source of this 762-nucleotide messenger RNA. RefSeq lists its product as uncharacterized. The transcript is spliced from 2 exons. The record is from RefSeq and is a predicted model, not a curated record. Lineage: Eukaryota; Fungi; Ascomycota; Eurotiomycetes; Eurotiales; Aspergillaceae. Bases 1 to 762 code for a protein of 253 amino acids.